Molecule: messenger RNA, 2751 nt
Organism: Triticum turgidum subsp. durum (durum wheat)
Lineage: Eukaryota; Viridiplantae; Streptophyta; Magnoliopsida; Poales; Poaceae
Source: the annotation of a GenBank genome assembly
AUGGCCGCGCUAAUGUCGAAGCUGGCGGCCCACGAGGCCGAUGAGCUGUGUCGGGUCGGCGAUGAAGCGGCGCUGUUACACGACCGUGUCAGGUGGCUGCAGGCAGUCAUCCGCGACACUGACCGGAGCGGCGCCGAUCGGGGCAACCGCGCCGGUCGGCACGAAGGCCAAUCUCGCAUUUGGGCCCGUCGGAGGCGUGACACCGCCUUUGAUGCCGAGGACGCGCUUGACGACGUGAUGUUCCACCACCAGGUGGCCUUAAAAAGUCAAGGUUGUCGAAACUCAAGAACACAAGUAAGAUACUUCAUUGGCUUCUUCGGCCGGAUCAUCGUUCGCCGUAGGUUGUCCGGUCAAAUCAGAAGGAUCAUGAGUACACUACAGAACACUAGGGAAGAGCAAAUGGACUUCAUGGUUGAGCGUACACCAUCGGUGACACUGGCAUCUUCCACCACAGCCAUUGCAGCGUGGCGGGAUGACCUGGAGAACGCCAUGGGGUUUGACAAGGAUGAAGAGAUUCUUAAGCGGAUGUUGGUCCAUAAAGAUGAGGAUAGUCUCCACCUAAUGUUCAUCUCAAUAGUUGGGGAGAGUGGUGCUGGAAAGAACACACUCAUAAAAAAAAUUGUCUGUGAUGACAUAUGUUCAAAUAUGGAUUCUUUAAUAAGGUAUGAAAUGAAGCCUGGCUCCAGCAUAGGAGAUCUUCUAACAAAUGUGUACCAAAUUGCAUUGGGGCAGUUGGCAGAUCGUUGUCAUGAAGAUGAAGGAGAAGGAGAAGAUAAGCUUCGUCGCCUCCUUGCUGGGAAGAGGUACAUGUUGAUUUUGGGUGGGAUAUCCUCCAAAACCACCCUAAACUAUCUGAGGGCGAGCCUGCCAGAUGACAAUAAUAAUGGUAGUCGUGUGGUGCUAAUAUUGGACACCGAAAAUGAAGAAGUCGCUUGGCAUGCAAACACCAUGAACAAAGGUGGUAAUAACGGAGUACACAUGAUGACCUGUUUGGAUAAGACUAGAAGUUGGCAGAUAUUCUCUUGGAAAGUUUUUAGGAAAGGAGAACAUGACUCAUCAUCGUCGAUCAAUGAAAAUGGAAGCAAUCAGAAGGAGGAGGAGGAUCAAGAUAAUUAUGAGAUUUCCCAUGAAAUGGAAAGAAAGGAGGAGGAGAACAAAGAGGAUGGCCGAGAUAAUUAUGAGUCAUCCCACAAAAAGGAAAGGAAUAAGGAGGAGGAUGAUCGAGAUAAUUACAGAGCCAUCUGCCGACAUGAGCAAGUGUUGGUGCAAGAGGAGGACGAGGAGAAGUUCAGAGAUGAAAAUUGCAAAAGAAUUGUGCAUGAUGUAACUGGAGGAUAUCCCAUGGCAAUAGUGCUUCUAGCCGGACUUCUCCGAUUCAAGGAGAGGCCAGUCCAGUGGGAUGCAGUACUGCAACAACUCAAUACUUCAAGGUGCAACUACCAACAGCAACAACUGUGCACAAGAAGGGCAAUGGAAACCAUCUUCUGGGCAAGCUUUGAGGACCUCCCUGAAGACCUCAAGUCGUGCUACCUCUACCUCGCUGCCUGCCCCGAGUAUACAUGCCAAGAUGCCAAUGAGAUCAUUCGGAUGUGGAUAGCAGAAGGCUUCAUCAACAACAAGCAGUUGCACCAUGACAAGACUCUUGAGGAUGUGGGACAUGACUACCUCAAAGAACUCAUCUUGAGAUGCCUUGUUGAGCUAGAGGAGAAAAAACCCGAUGGUGGCAUCAUGCAUGUGAGAGUUCACAUAAGCCUCCUAGGGCUCCUGCGGUUAGAGGUCAGAGAGGUCGGCUUCAUGGAGAUCAUCCACAACAUCAUAGAUGAUGUUCUUGUGCCGCCAUUGGUGCGCCGCAUAUUUAUUCAGACUGACAACAACGCAAUGUACACCACCCACCAGAAGUUCCUGAAGAUGCGUUCCUUCAUAUGUCAUGUCGAUGAGAAGAAGCACAAAGAAGCGGAGGUCCAACGGAGGUGGGCAAAAGACAAGUCUAUGCAUGAAGGUAUCAAGUUUCUGCGUUGGUCUAAGUUCCUUCGCGUAGUUUCUGUGAAGGGGUUGAGGCUCAACGAGGUGCCAGAUGAGCUUGGUGACAUGAUCCACUUGCGGUAUCUAUGCAUCGACUGCCCCGACCUAUGCUACCUCCCGUAUGGCAUAGCUAGGCUUCCCAAUUUGCAGACGCUUGAUGUAAGCAACACCCAGGUUGAGGAGAUUCAUCGGGAUUUCUGGAAGAUCAAGACGUUGCGCCAUGUGCUUGCUAAGAGCCUCACACUUCCAACAACAAUGACAAUGCCGGCAGGUGGGGAAGAAGAUGAUGAGGAAGGUGGCGAGCUACAGACACUCCAUGGCGUAAAGCCCGCCGCCCAAGGAUCGGAAGGGGAGUGGAGCAUAAGGAGUUGUCCAUUGGACAAGAUGGCAAACCUACGGUCGCUGGAGAUGCAUAGUUUCCAGUAUGCGACACAAGGAGGGCCUGCCCUCGGGGCUGCUCUGCAGAAGAUGCAUCUACUUGAGCACCUGAACCUGCAAGGUGAUGAGAUCCCCUCAUGCGUCUUCACCGAGCCAGGCCUUCGACGUCUCCAGACCAUGGUGCUGAAUGGAACUGUCAAGUGGGACGACAUCGCCUACCCGACGACAGAUCCUCUUCUUCUUCGCAACGUCCGUCCGAACCUCAUCCAGCUUAAACUCAAUCAUGCCAGCAAGGUGCCACAGACCAUCAGAGACCAGCUGGGCAAGAUAUUAGUCCAAGAAGAGAACUGA